Messenger RNA from Opisthocomus hoazin, 1497 nucleotides. The record is from RefSeq and is a predicted model, not a curated record. Lineage: Eukaryota; Metazoa; Chordata; Aves; Opisthocomiformes; Opisthocomidae.
AUGGGGAAAGACAAGAAAGAAGAGGCCGUCUUUCUGAGGAAAAAGAUAACUUUGCUGAGGGCUUUCUCACUCCUCAUCGGCAGCAUGGUUGGCAGCGGCAUCUUUAUCUCCCCAAAAGGAGUACUGAAAAACUCCGGCAGCGUGGGUUUCUCCCUGGUUGUCUGGUUUUCCUGUGGGAUCCUGUCUAUGUUUGGUGCUUUGUGUUAUGCAGAGCUGGGAACAAGAAUCACCAAGUCUGGAGGACAUUAUAUCUACAUUUUGGAGACACUAGGGCCUCUGCCAAGUUUCUUAUUCCUGUGGGCAGAGUUUUUUGCUAUCAGGCCUGCCAACAGCGCAGUGGUUGCGUUGGCGUUUGGACGCUACCUGCUGGAGCCAUUUUUUGCCCCCUGCGCAGCCCCUGUCCCUGCGGUGAAGCUCGUGUCUCUCUUGGGCUACUACAUUGUCCUCACCCUCAAUUCCUGGAGCGUCACCUGGAGUGCCCGGCUGCAGACGGCGCUCUCCAUCGUCAAACUCCUGGCCCUCGCACUCAUCAUCGUGCCGGGGAUGAUGCUGCUGGCCCAGGGCCACACCGAAAAUUUCCAGGACGCUUUCGACAGACAGUCGCUGGUUUUGGAUAAGCUGCCCCUGGCUUUUUACGCAGGCAUGUUCGCAUAUUCAGGCUGGUUUCAGGCUGGCUUUGUGCGUGAAGAGUUGGUCAGACCUGAACGAAAUAUCCCCCUGGCUGUCAUCGUGUCUGUGGUCACUGUAAUUGUGGGGUACAUGCUCACCAACGUCUCCUAUUACACGGUCCUGGGAACGCAAGAUGUUCUGGCUUCUCCUGCUGUGGCUGUGAGCUUUGUGCAGCGAGCCUUCAAAAGCCUGAUCUCAGUGGUCCCUGUCCUUGUUGCACUGUCCUGCUUCGGAACCAUGAAUGGAGGAAUCCUCACGUUUUCAAGGACUCUGUUUGUGGCUUCCAGGGAAGGACAGUGGCCUCCUCUCUUCUCCAUGAUCCACAUUCGAAGGCAUACGCCGCUUCCUGCUGUCAUGUUAAUGUUCCCUUUGGUUACUGCCAUGGUGUGUAUCGGAGAUAUCUACCAUCUAAUGAACUUCUUCAGCUUUUCCCGAUGGCUCUUCAUCGGAUUAGCCACCCUUGGGCUCAUUGUCCAUCGCCGCCGUCACCCGGAGCUGCACAGCCCGUUCAAGGUUCCCAUCUUUGUUCCUGUCUCUUUUACCAUCAUCUGCCUCUUCACAGUGGCGAUGUCGUUCUACUCAGACCCUGUGAGCAUUAGCAUUGGAUGCACCGUGGUCUUAAGUGGUUUUCCAGUCUACUACCUCAUAAUCCAUAGGCAAAUGUCAACCCGUUGCCGUAGCCCAUUUUAUUAUUUUACACACAAACUGCAGUUACUGCUGGAAGUAGUUCAACAAGAAAUCAAGACUUACUGAGAAAAUCAUCAGAACUCACAGGAGGAGAUAAAAUCUACUGACUCCGUUUCUGAUACUUUUGAUCCUACCAAAAGC